Mesocricetus auratus (golden hamster) is the source of this 1698-nucleotide messenger RNA. It is a transcript of the gene Nostrin, whose product is annotated as nitric oxide synthase trafficking. Bases 109 to 1626 code for a protein of 505 amino acids. Lineage: Eukaryota; Metazoa; Chordata; Mammalia; Rodentia; Cricetidae. Gene Ontology annotation, biological process: signal transduction. Gene Ontology annotation, molecular function: protein binding. The transcript is spliced from 16 exons. The record is from RefSeq and is a predicted model, not a curated record. Gene Ontology annotation, cellular component: plasma membrane; cytoplasm.
ACUCUGAGCCCUUUGAGUCCCGGAAGUCCAGAACACACCCAACCUGAUUGAUUGCAGUGUCCAGAAUGCUGGAGCAUAGCUAACAGACAAAGCAAAGAGCAUUUCACCAUGAGGGACCCACUGACGGAUUGCUCGUACAAUAAAGUAUACAAGAGCCUGAAGGAGUUUGCUCAAAAUGGAGAGAGUUUCUGCAAGCAGAUCACAUCCGUCCUUCAGCAAAGGGCCAACCUGGAGAUUACCUAUGCCAAGGGACUUCAGAAACUGGCAGUCAAACUGAGCAAAGCACUACAGAGCACAAAUAAAAACUGUCUCAGCAUUGCCUGGGCUUGGGCCUCAGAGAGCAUGAAAUCUGCAGCAGACCUACAUCAAAAACUUGGCAAAGCAAUUGAGUUGGAAGCAAUAAAGCCGACGCAUCAAGUCCUGAGUAUGCAAGAGAAGAAGAGGAAAUCGCUUGAUAAUGAAGUUGAAAAGACAGCAAGUCUUGUUAUUAACAACUGGAACCAGCAAAUCAAGGCUAAGAAAAAAUUAAUGAUGAGUACCAAGAAGCAUGAAGCACUUUUCCACCUUGUAGAAAGCUCCAAGCAGACCGUGACCCAGAAGGAGAAACAGAAGCUCCUCAACAAACUGAAAAAAUCAACUGAAAAAUUGGAAAAGGAAGAUGAAAGUUACUACCAAAAGAACAUGGCAGGCUAUUCGACUAGACUGAAGUGGGAGAGUGCGCUGGAAAACAGUUACAAGAGCAUGCUGGAGCUGGAGAAGGAAAGAAUUCAACUGUUGUGCAAUAACUUAAACCAGUACAGCCAGCAUAUUUCCCUUUUUGGACAGACGCUGACCACAUGCCACACACAGAUCCACUGUGCCAUCAGCAAGGUUGACGUUGAGAAAGACAUCCAGGCUCUAAUGGAAGAAACCGCAGUCCUAUCGACGGAAAACAAAUCCGAGUUCCUACUGACUGACUACUUUGAAGAAGAUUUAAAGAAUGCAAUGGAUAAAGAGAGACGGAAGUUGUUGAUAAAACCAAAAUUGUCGAGACUGCAAAGAGACAUUGAAAAGGCCUCAAGAGACAAAGAAGGCCUGGAACAGAAGCUCAAGACACUGUCCAGCAACUCCUCCUUCUCUGAUGCCAAGAGCCAGAAGGAUGCAGAGGCCUUAAUGGACGAGACCAGUUUGAAACUAGACCUUUUGCAAGCAAACUCCUACAAACUGUCAUCAGUGUUAGCAGACCUGGAGCAAAGGCCGAAGCCCAGCCAUCCCUGUAGCACCUGCAUCUUCAAGUGGAAAGAAAAGGAGCACUCUCACACUUAUGUAAGAAUAUCCCGGCCUCUCUUGACGAAGAGAUUGGAGAAAGUUGUGAACAAGGCACCUUCUGGUGGGCAGAACAGCCCCAGCUCUUCACCUUCAGCCUCUGUGUCCCAAGUCACCAACCAUCUUUGCAAGGCCUUGUACACUUUCCAAGCCAGGCAAGACGAUGAGUUGAAUUUGGAAAAAGGAGACAUUGUGACCCUACACGAGAAGAAAGAAGAAGGAUGGUGGUUCGGCUCUUUGAAUGGGAAGAAAGGCCAUUUUCCUGCUGCCUAUGUGGAGGAGCUGCCUUUAAAGGCUGGAAGCCCAGCUACGCAGUCAUAAGACUGGACAGAUGGGUGGCGGCCUUACAUAUUCUGUAAACUAUGUGAUGCAAAUAAAUAGGAACAGUCAUCA